Ceratotherium simum simum (southern white rhinoceros) is the source of this 2880-nucleotide messenger RNA. Lineage: Eukaryota; Metazoa; Chordata; Mammalia; Perissodactyla; Rhinocerotidae. The record is from RefSeq and is a predicted model, not a curated record.
CCGGAGCCUGGGCAGAUGCUGGGACUCGCGGUGCGGCCUCAGCCCGGGCACGGGGGUCGCGACCGGACCCCGAAGUGAAGGGAGCCGCCGCUGGAGAGGGGCUCGGCGCCCGGCGGGGACUGCAGUGACUGCAUCUGACCGUGCCGAGGGGCAGUGCCCUGUACUGGUCAAGAGCCAGACUCCCUGGGUUCAUAGCCUGGCUUUGCCACCUCCUAGCUGUGUGACCUUAGGCGAUGACUCAGGAUGCAGCCAGGGGCCACGACGUGCACGGAGGACCGCAUCCAGCAUGCCCUGGAGCGCUGCUUGCACGGGCUCAGCCUCAGCCGCUGCACCACCUCCUGGUCAGCUGGGCUGUGUCUAAACUGCUGGAGCCUACAGGAGCUGGUCAGCAGGGACCCGGGCCACUUCCUCAUCCUCCUCGAACAGAUCCUGCAGAAAACCCGAGAGGUCCUAGAGAAGGGCACCUAUGACCUCCUCGCCCCCCUGGCCCUGCUCUUCUACUCCACUGUCCUCUGUACACCACACUUCCCGCCAGACUCAGAUCUCCUUCUGAAAGCAGCCAGAACCUACCACCGAUUCCUGACCUGGCCUGUUCCUUACUGCAGCAUCUGCCAGGAACUACUCACCUUCAUCGAUGCUGAACUCAAGGCCCCAGGAAUCUCCUACCAGCGACUGGUGAGGGCCGAGCAGGGCCUGCCCAUUAGGAGUCACCGCAGCUCCACCGUCACCGUGCUGUUGCUGAACCCAGUGGAGGUGCAGGCCGAGUUCCUCGCGGUGGCCGACAAGCUGAGCACGCCCGGGCACUCGCCCCACAGCGCCUACAUCACCCUGCUCCUGCACGCCUUCCAGGCCACCUUUGGGGCCCACUGUGACCUCCCGGGUCUGCACUGUAGGCUGCAGUCCAAGACCCUGGCAGAGCUUGAGGACAUCUUCACGGGGACUGCAGAGGCCCAGGAGCUGGCCUCUGGCAUCAGAGAUGCAGCGGAGGCCCGGCAGUGGCUGAGGACCAAACUGCAGGCAGUGGCAGAGAAAGCCGGCUUCCCCGGUGUCUUAGACACUGCAAAACCUGGCAAGCUCCGCACCAUCCCCAUCCCUGUCGCCAGGUGCUACACCUACAGCUGGAACCAGGACAGCUUUGACAUCCUGCAGGAAAUCCUGCUCAAGGAACAGGAGCUGCUCCAGCCAGGAAUCCUGGGGGAUGAUGAGGAGGAGGAAGAGGAGGAGGAGGAGGAGGACUUGGAAACGGACGGGCAUUGUGCUGAGAGGGACUCAGUGCUCUCCACGAGCUCGGCAGCCUCCCAAGACUCCACCCUGUCCCUCGCCUUGUCCCAGGCCUCAGGGCCCACCCUCUCCCGCCGGUUGCUGACGUCCUUUGUCUCCGGCCUCUCGGAUGGCAUGGACAGUGGCUACGUAGAGGACAGCGAGGAGAGCUCCUCUGAGUGGCCCAAGAGGCCUGGCAGCCAGGAGUGCCGGGGCCACCGCAGGCCGGGGCAGAAGUUCAACAGGAUCUAUAAACUCUUCAAGAGUACCAGCCAGCUGGUACUACGGAGGGACUCUCGGAGCCUGGAGGGCGGCUCGCUCACAACACCGCCCCUGCGACGGGCAGGGAGCCUCUGCAGCCCCCUGGACAGCCCGGCGCUGCCCCCGACCCGGGCCCAGCGCUCCCGCUCCCUGCCCCAGCCCAAGCUCAGCACCCAGCUGCCCAGCUGGAUCCUGGCCCCCGCCUCACGCCCUCAGCGCCGCCGCCCCUUCCUGAGCGGGGAUGAGGACCCCAAGGCUUCCACGCUACGUGUCGUGGUCUUCGGCUCCGAUCGGAUUUCAGGGAAGGUGGCUCGGGCGUAUAGCAACCUGCGACGGCUGGAGAACAACCACCCGCUCCUCACACGGUUCUUCAAGCUUCAGUUCUUCUAUGUGCCCGUGAAGCGAAGCCAAGGGACCAGCUCCAGCACCUGCCCAGCCCCUCGGAGCCAGACGCCCCCACUCCCCACAGACUCCCCAAGGCACCCCAGCCCUGCAGAGCAGGGCACAGCCCCAUGGGAGGAGAGCACCAAUGACAUCUCCCACUACCUCGGCAUGCUCGACCCCUGGUAUGAGCGCAACGUGCUGGGCCUCAUGCACCUGCCCCCUGAAGUCCUGUGCCAGCAGUCUCUGAAGGCUGACUCCCGGCCCCUGGAGGGCUCCCCUGCCCAGCUGCCUAUCCUGGCGGACAUGCUGCUCUACUACUGCCGCUUCGCCGCCCGGCCGGUGCUGCUGCAGGUCUAUCAGACAGAGCUGACCUUCAUCACCGGGGAGAAGACGACGGAGAUCUUCAUCCACUCCCUGGAGCUGGGCCACUCUGCUGCCACUCGCGCCAUCAAGGCUUCAGGUCCUGGCAGCAAGCGGCUGGGCAUCGAUGGUGACCGGGAGGCCAUCCCUCUAACACUACAGAUUAUUUACAGCAAGGGGGCCAUCAGUGGACGAAGUCGCUGGAGCAACAUGGAGAAGGUCUGCACCUCCGUCAACCUCCACAAGGCCUGCCGGAAGCAGGAGGAGCUAGACUCCAGCACGGAGGCCCUGACGCUAAACCUGACAGAAGUGGUGAAAAGGCAGAACUCCAAAUCCAAGAAGGGCUUUAAUCAGAUUAGCACAUCGCAGAUCAAAGUGGACAAGGUGCAGAUUAUUGGCUCCAACAGCUGCCCCUUUGCCGUCUGUCUGGACCAGGAUGAGAGGAAGAUCCUGCAGAGUGUGGUCAGGUGUGAGGUCUCACCCUGCUACAAGCCGGAGAAGAGCAGCCUCUGCUCCCCAACCCAGAGGCCCCCCUACCCGCCGGCCCAGGCCGCGCCCGACAUCUGCUCCCUCCUCUGCCUGCCCAUCAUGACCUUCAGCGGAGCCCUGCCCUAG